Molecule: messenger RNA, 3813 nt
Organism: Orbilia oligospora ATCC 24927
Lineage: Eukaryota; Fungi; Ascomycota; Orbiliomycetes; Orbiliales; Orbiliaceae
Exons: 8
Coding region: 1-3813 (1270 amino acids)
Biological process (GO): transmembrane transport
Cellular component (GO): membrane
Molecular function (GO): ABC-type transporter activity; ATP hydrolysis activity; ATP binding
Source: RefSeq, a predicted model, not a curated record
AUGGGCAAGGAGAAAAAUCCACCUGAAGAUGCGGCUCCAAUAAUUAUUCCUCACAGUAGUUCUGAUGAGCCUGACAAGCCCUCGACGAACAGCUAUGUUAGAGUGUUUAAAUACAACGAUACUAUAGGAUGGAUUACAACCGCAAUCGCAGUAGCCUGCAUGAUUGCUGCCGGGGUCUUGCUUCCGUUGAUGAACCUUGUCUUUGGAAAAUUUGUCAACAUCUUCAACGACUUUAUAUCUGGUCGCAAAACACCAGAAGAAUUUCGCUCUGCGAUUAACAGCCAUACUCUAUACUUUGUUUACCUCUUUGUAGCGAAAUUUGUUCUUGGAUACGUCUGGACGACUUUAAUUUCUAUCAACGCCAUUCGUAUAUCCCGCUCCCUUCGUCUCCAUUUCCUCAAACAGACACUUCGCCAGGAAGUCGGAUUUUUCGAUUCCUCAGCGCCAGGCUCUAUUUCCAGUAAUAUUAAUACAGGUGUCAACCUUGUCAACCAAGGAAUAUCCGAAAAGUUUGGACUUACUGUGCAAGCAACCACAACCUUUUUCGCAGCCUUUGUAGUUGCUUUUGUGGCGCAAUGGAAACUUACGCUCAUCGUAUCGUGUAUCGUACCAACGAUCCUGAUAGUUAUUACGAUAUGUGUAACGAUCGAUUCUGGUAUCGAGAAAGAGCUAAUAGCAACAUGGGCAACCGCCGAUAAGUUGGCAGAAGAGGUUUUUUCGAGUAUUAGGAACGUACAUGCGUUCUGGGCAUAUCCGAAAUUAUCACGGAAGUUUAAACAUAUUGUUGAUGGAAUUAGGGCUCUAGGCAGAAAGAAGCCGCCAAUUCAUGCUGUGAUGUUUUGCAUACAGUUCUUUUGCAUAUAUGCUGGAUAUGGGCUCGCUUUUUGGCAGGGAAUUCGAAUGUAUCACCGGGGUGAGAUUCAGGAUCCCGGUGAUAUUGUGACGGUGAUUCUUGCUGUACUUCUUGCUGCGCAAGGAUUAACACAGGUUGCACCCCAGAUUCUCGUGGUUUCGAAGGCCACCGCCGCAGCCGGCGAACUAUUCAAAACUAUCGAUCGGAAGUCUAAAAUCGAUUCCCUAUCUAUAGAAGGUGUUAAGCCGUCCGAAUGCCACGGGGAUAUCGUUUUCAACGAUGUGGACUUCGCCUACCCUUCAAGGCCGAAUGUUCAAGUUCUGUCCAAACUCAGUCUUGAAUUUCCGCGAAAUAAGACGACUGCAAUUGUUGGACCUAGCGGCUCGGGAAAAAGUACUAUCGUGGGUCUACUGGAAAGAUGGGUUACUUCUCUCAGCGGUACGAUAACGCUUGAUGGAAAUAAAAUUGAAGAUCUUAAUAUAAAUUGGCUGAGAACGAAUAUACGGCUUGUGCAACAGGAACCGGUGCUAUUCAAUGGUACAAUCUUCGAAAAUAUAGCAUAUGGCUUGUCGGGAACACCUGAAGCUAGACUUCCCGACGACCAAAAAUUUAAGCUCGUGGAAGAGGCAUGCAAAGCGGCCUACGCGCAUGAAUUUAUUGAGAAACUGCCAAAAGGCUACUUUACACAGAUUGGUGAACGCGGGGCUAUGAUUUCCGGCGGGCAAAAACAACGGUUGGCAAUUGCAAGGAGUAUCAUUUCGAACCCAAAGGUGCUUCUUUUGGAUGAAGCGACAAGUGCAUUGGAUCCGAAUUCAGAACAUAUUGUUCAAAAAGCCCUUAACAAUGUCGCAACAGGACGGACCACUGUUGUAAUCGCUCAUAGGUUAUCAACUAUUCGAGAUGCGGACAACAUUAUCGUAAUGUCCAAAGGGACUGUAGUGGAGCAAGGCACACAUAGUACACUAAUCGCAAGCGGUGGCGCAUACUCUCGACUAGUACUUGCACAAAACAUUAGCAAAAAUAAAGAGGAUCAAGGGCUAGAGCCCAGUAAUAGACUGGAACUCGGGAGAGGCCUAGAUACUGCUACAAAAAUCCCUUCAAAAACCGGUCACCAAGCAAAGGAUCUUGGAGCAACUACUCACAAGAACGUGAACUACAAUCUUUUCAAAUGUUUAUUCAUCAUCGUUGGCGAGCAAAGAAAAUUGUGGUUCUCGUUCACUAUUAUUUCCCUUGCAGCAAUUAUAGCAGGCGGUACAUACCCAGCCCUUGCGGUUCUUUUCUCUCGCAUUCUUGACGUCUUCGCUCUGACAGGUGACGCCAUGCUAAAGCGAGGGGACUUCUUCUCAUUGAUGUUCUUCGUCAUGGGUUUGGGAAAUUUAGUAGCCUACUAUGUUCUUGGCUGGAUGUCCGCUACUAUCGCCCAGGAAGUCAUGAAUUCAUAUCGCUCCGAAGUUUUCAAUAACACUAUCCGACAAGAAAUGUCGUUUUUUGAUGAUCCCGAUAAUACAACUGGCGCCUUGGUCUCUCGUCUGUCAACAGAGCCGACAUGUCUACAGGAUUUACUGUCUGCCAAUAUUGCACUAAUACUUACUAUUACUGUUAAUAUUGUCUCGAGUUGUAUUCUAGCUAUUGUUUAUGGCUGGAAACUCGGAUUGGUAUUGACAUUUGGCGCUCUGCCACUCCUUGUUGCUUCUGGAUAUGUCCGCAUUCGCCUCGAGUAUAAACUGGACGAAGACACAGCUUCAAGGUUUGCUAACAGCGCGGGUAUCGCGACCGAAGCUGUCCUCGCCAUCCGAACCGUUUCAUCGCUAGCAAUUGAGGACGAUAUUCUAGCAAAAUACGAGAAGAGUUUAAGAUCAAUCGCGAGAAUUUCCGUUAGAAGUCUCGUACAAACCAUGUUCUGGUAUUCGUUAAGUCAAUCUAUUUCAUUCUUGGCUAUGGCGUUAGGAUUUUGGUACGGAGGACGCCUGAUAUCUUAUGAGGAAUAUACUUCACAGCAAUUUUAUACCGUUUUUAUUGCUAUUAUCUUCUCAGGUGAAGCUGGAGCUUCUCUAUUCACCUACACUUCGAGUAUUACUCAAGCACAAGGAGCAGCAAACUAUGUUUUCAACCUUCGAAGACAAGUUUCAAACGACAUGAAAGACGAGUAUCCCCCAAGGGAUAAGGAAAAUACGGGCGGCCCGGCAGAAGUCGAAUUCAAAGAACUGGAGUUCUCUUACCCACGUCGGCCUGAGAUCAAAGUCCUUAAAGAGAUCUCCCAGAAAAUACAUGCUGGUCAGUUCGUAGCUUUUGUUGGUGCAUCAGGAUGCGGUAAAACGACGAUGAUCAACCUUCUCGAGCGAUUCUACGAACCUAGCAGCGGCAUACUCUACCUCGGCGGCCUAGAUUCCAGUUCGAUACAUCUCGGGGAGUAUCGACGACACAUAGCGCUUGUCCAGCAAGAGCCGGUUUUAUAUCAGGGCUCGCUCCGUGAGAAUAUAUCACUUGGAGUCGAAGAUUCAAUGAAUGGGGAUGUCACCGUUACUGAUGAGCAAAUCAUCGAAGCAUGUCGACAAGCAAACAUAGACACAUUUAUAGGCACUCUUCCCGAAGGUCUUUCUACACAAUGCGGAUCUCAAGGUCUCCAAUUCUCGGGCGGACAACGUCAACGUAUCGCAAUUGCUCGAGCGUUGAUUCGUCAACCACGGCUAUUGCUCCUGGAUGAAGCAACAUCUAGUCUUGACACGGAAUCCGAAAAAGUCGUGCAAGAAGCGCUAGAUUCUGUGGCAAAGAGUGAGAGUAGCGAAGGGAGAAAUAGAACGACGGUGGCGGUUGCACAUCGACUCUCUACUAUCAAAAACGCGGAUAUGGUUUGUGUGUUCUCCCAAGGCCGGAUUAUCGAGGUUGGAACGCACGAUCAACUAGCUGAAGAACAAGGCAUAUAUUAUCAAAUGUGUCUUGGCCAGUCAUUAGAUUCGUAG